Messenger RNA from Penicillium vulpinum, 1689 nucleotides. RefSeq names its product Major facilitator superfamily domain general substrate transporter. The transcript has 4 exons. Gene Ontology annotation, biological process: transmembrane transport. Bases 1 to 1689 code for a protein of 562 amino acids. The record is from RefSeq and is a predicted model, not a curated record. NCBI's taxonomy places the organism in Eukaryota, Fungi, Ascomycota, Eurotiomycetes, Eurotiales, Aspergillaceae. Gene Ontology annotation, molecular function: transmembrane transporter activity.
AUGGCGGAUCAAGAUGAGAUCCGUGGGAAUUCGGUCUAUCAGACCGAACAGUCACAACCUGUCACUGAAACAUCCUCACCGAUUGAGAAUCCUGUUCCUAUGAAGGGACAGAAGAAACCCGGCUUGAUGGCAAAAAUUGGGAGAAUGCUCAACCAAGAUGUCCGUGAGGAAAUGCCUGCAUACAAAGAUAUCGAAGUCCAUACCUGGGACGGUCCCGACGACCCCGAGAACCCCUUCAAUUGGAGUCUCAAGUACAAAUGGCUGAUAACCAUUACCGUCUGCUUCAUCUCUAUCCUAACUGGUCUCCCCGCAGGAACCUAUGGUUCCGGCAACGACUGGAUGGAGAAAGAAUUCAACGUCCAGAAUGAUCCUUUCCCAAAUCUCUACUGGGCCACCACCUCCUGGAACAUGGGCGCCGCCUUCUGGCCACUGAUCUUCGUCCCUCUGACUGAGGCCUCAGGCCGCAUGCCAGGAUACUUCGUCGCAUAUAUCAUCCUCGUCAUCUCGCUCUUCCCAUCCGCGUUCGCACAAAACUUCGCGACAAUCGUCGUGACGAGGUUCUUCGGUGGCGGUGCGUCUUCCGUCUCGAUUAAUAUCGUCGGUGGAAGUAUCUCCGAUGUGUGGUUUGGUGACCAUGCUCGCAGUUUGCCGAUGUCUAUCUUCGGCUUUACUAGUGUUGUCGGCAUUGCACUUGGUCCAUUUAUUGGAUCGGCUAUUGUGCAGAUUCAGAAAUCCCAGCCGUGGCGUUGGAUCUUCUAUAUACAAAUUAUCUACAACGCAGCCUUGAUCCCAGUAUUCUGGCUAAUCCUCCGCGAAACCCGCCCAGACGUGAUCCUCAAGAAGCGCGCACGCAAGAUCCGCAAAGAAACCAACCGCCCAGUCUACGCCGCUUCCGAAAUCGACGCACCAAGCAAACUCCGCCUCCUCAAAAUCUCCUUCCAGCGCCCAACAAACAUGCUCCUCACCGAGCCGGUCGUGAUCUUCUUCACGUUAUGGAUCAGUUUCGCCUGGGGAAUCUUGUACCUCUUCUUCUCCAGCGUCGUACAAACCUACUCGACAAAUUACGGCUGGGGCACUCUGUCAACAGGCCUAGUCCAGCUCGCGAUAUCCGUGGGUGCAAUUAUUGGAACAGCCAUCAACCCGCUGCAGGACUGGUUUUAUCUCCGCUCUGAGCGACGCAAUACUGAGAGACCCGGUAAACCCAUUCCAGAGGCGAGACUGUACACGUCUAUUCCGGGUAGCUUGCUCUUUGCAGGCGGUUUGUUCUGGUAUGGCUGGGCCAGUCAACCGCAUAUUCACUGGAUCGUGCCGACUAUCGGUAUCACGGCUGCGGGUAUUGGCAUUUAUUCCAUUUAUAUGGCUGUUGUUAAUUAUCUGACUGAUGCUUAUGAGCGGUAUGCGGCGUCUGCUCUGUCGGCUGCUUCGCUUGGAAGGAAUGCUUUUGGUGCAUUUUUGCCGCUUGCUUCGCCGCAGCUGUUUAGCAACCUUGGAUUCGGGUGGGCUGGAAGUCUGCUCGGAUUCAUUGGAGUUGCGUUGUCUGUUGUUCCAGUUGUUUUGGUUUGGAAGGGGAAGCAGAUUCGGGAGAGGAGUACGUUUAUGAGGGAGGCUAUGUGGGAGCCUGAGGAGAAGGUUGAGAUUGAUCGCACUGGCAAGGGUAAUUCAGGGCAUACUGAGGGAGUUACAGUGUAA